CCUUUCUCAACCGCGACGAAAAGUUUCACGACUUGUUUUGGACAGCAGUUUUUUCUGUUCACGCUCACUAACAACCGAACCCUCGUUUGAUGCCGGAAUUGUUUUACGCCAAUGAUUUUUCCCCGCCUGCCUCUCUUAAAUCAUCGGAGGAGCACCAACGUCUCACCCUCGCUUCAGCACGCGAUUCUAAUGACUCGUCAGACUCACUACGCAACCUGGAGCUCUCGGAGGGACCUAUGUCAGAGAGAGGGCGGUCAAGAUCCUACUCAAUAACGGGCUUUGACUUCCAGCGCGACCUAUUACCCUUGAGCUCGAGUUUGAGUGAACCGGAUACCGGGGAAAGUGGGGAGAAGAACAUCACAUUGCUACAUGGUAUCGGACUCAUCGUCGGCCUUCAAAUUGGAUCAGGAAUCUUCUCCUCACCAGGAGUUGUAGUUGCGAAUACCCAGAGCGUGGGGGCUAGCUUGGUUGUAUGGCUUAUCUCUGGAUUGCUUGGUUGGACGGGAGCCAGCAGCUUUGCAGAACUAGGCUCCAGUAUACCACUGAACGGUGGAGCCCAAGCCUAUCUCGCGUAUGCGUACGGACCACUUCUAUCCUACCUGUUUACUUGGACAGCGAUCUCAGCACUAAAACCUGGUGGAAAUGCGGUCAUUAGCCUCAUCUUUGCUGAAUACCUGAACCGGCUCGUAUGGAACGCUGCUCAGGACGAGGUAGCACCAGAUGACAUUCCCCAAUGGGCCAACAAAGUUACUGCGGUAGCAGCAGUACUUGUCGUCGCCAUGAUUUGUGCAGCUACUCGAAAUUUGGGCACUAGGGCUUCUGUGGUGUUCACCACGGUGAAGGUCGCCGCCCUCAUAUUUGUGAUCGUACUAGGGAUGAUACAACUUAUCCGGGGAAAAGCAUCAGAAUCAUUCUCUCGGCCACUAUUCGAGGACUCGAGCCAUAGUCCAUCGGCAUAUUCAUUAGCUCUUUACUCUGGGCUGUGGGCAUUCGAUGGAUGGGAUCAGGCCAACUAUGUUGGAGGUGAGAUGAAAAACCCCAGUAAAGAUAUCCCAAGAGCUAUACAUUCAAGUAUGGCAGUUGUGAUGACACUUUUCUUAUUAGCGAAUGUGUCAUAUUUCGUGGUGCUAGACAAAGUUACUGUUGGUGUGAGCAACACGGUUGCACUGGACUUUGGUCGAGCGCUCUUUGGACCAGCAGGCGGUGUAGUUUUUGCUGUGAUGGUUGCCAUCUCUUGCUUCGGAGCAUUGAAUGGGAGUACCUUCACUUCUGCGCGCCUCAUCUGCGUUGCCGGACGAGAGGGAUAUCUUCCUGCAAUGUUUGGUCGCCUGAACAAGUCGAGGCAAACACCAGUCAAUGCGAUCCUCCUCCAAGCGGCCAUCACCAUUGUGUUCAUCGUCAUAGGAGGUGGAUUUCGGUCGCUGAUCAACUUCUCCGUUGUGGCGUCCUGGUCAUUUUAUUUCCUUACUGUUCUGGGCCUUGUCAUACUUCGUGUGAAGGAACCAAUGCUAGAAAGACCUUAUAAAGCAUGGAUUGUAACCCCGUUGGUGUUUUGUGCUGUUGCGCUAUUUUUGUUAUGCAUGCCAAUUAUCGCAGCACCGCUAGAAGCCAUGGCGGUUCUAGGCUUCGUGUUGGCAGGAAUACCGGUGUAUUAUUUGACGAAUCCGAAUCGUGAUCAAGCCAGUUUACCUGCCUUUCUUGGCUUUUUCAGUACUUGCGUUGCUAGAAUUAGAGGCCAACCGUCUGCGGGCACGGGAUGGGUGGCGGUGUCCACGGAGGGUGACGAGGUGGAGAUGCUUGAUAACCGGACUUCACGCGCACGUUUGAACAGUUAAUGAUCAGUGAUGACUAGACUAGUGGUGCACGAUCUUAGAUAUUGACCGUCGCUUCUUGUGUGUACACGACAAAUACCUGUUUCAGUACUAGGUAACGCUGGCUAUGC
Suillus subalutaceus is the source of this 1942-nucleotide messenger RNA. RefSeq names its product amino acid permease-domain-containing protein. Gene Ontology annotation, biological process: amino acid transmembrane transport. Bases 90 to 1835 code for a protein of 581 amino acids. The transcript is spliced from 15 exons. The record is from RefSeq and is a predicted model, not a curated record. Gene Ontology annotation, cellular component: membrane. Gene Ontology annotation, molecular function: L-amino acid transmembrane transporter activity. NCBI's taxonomy places the organism in Eukaryota, Fungi, Basidiomycota, Agaricomycetes, Boletales, Suillaceae.